Saccoglossus kowalevskii is the source of this 1019-nucleotide messenger RNA. RefSeq names its product patatin-like phospholipase domain-containing protein 4. The record is from RefSeq and is a predicted model, not a curated record. Gene Ontology annotation, cellular component: membrane; lipid droplet; cytoplasm. Gene Ontology annotation, biological process: triglyceride catabolic process; lipid homeostasis. Gene Ontology annotation, molecular function: triacylglycerol lipase activity. NCBI's taxonomy places the organism in Eukaryota, Metazoa, Hemichordata, Enteropneusta, Harrimaniidae.
GACAACGGGCAUCGGAGACGAUAGUUGGUCACAGUCAAACUCGAUAGGUAAACACGGAUCACAGGUGAAAUAUUCAUUUUGUUUUUACGAUGAGUGGGCCUGAUACGUUCAACGUUGUAUUUUCUGGCACUUCGUUUCUUGGCAUUUACAAUAUCGGGUCAGCCCAGUGUUUGUUGGACCAUGCCAAGAAUGUGUUGAAGAAAGUACAGUGCUAUGGCGGUACAUCGGUCGGUGCCAUCGUGGCGGCCAUGAUGCUGACGUCUCCAGAAAAAUUGCUCGUUCUCAUGGAUGAUAUCUUUAAACUAACGCAAGAAAUCCAAAGUCACCCACAGGGCGCCCUCACAGUCGGGUUUGACCUUACUGCUAGUCUGCGUACCAUCCUCGAUCGAGAGCUGCGAAGCGACGCCCAUCAAUUGUGUACAGACAGACUACAGCUUCUGAUCGCCGAACUCGUACCAACUGUCAGACCAGUUGAAUACAAGCCGCCGUCCGUGGAAGAGACGGUUCACCCUCGUUCGCAAGUACAGAAACCAAAAGUCUUUGAAGUUCGGGAACAAUUCUGGACUCUCGGGAAUCCAACUAUCAUAACUAAGUUUGAAAGUAGAGAAGAGUUGAUUGAGGCAAUAUUGGCAAGCAGUUAUAUACCUUGGUUUGAGAACUGGACGCCGCCACAAAUAAACGGAAAGUUCUGGGCAGAUGGGACACUGGUGACAUCAAGACCAAUCGAAGAAUUUAAGUUCUCUCCUGGUAGACUGAUUACAAUAGCACCGAACAAACAAGCUACGCACCAGCGCCCUCAGGACAACAUCACGCCAUUCUGGCGUGACGUCAGCAGAGAGAACUUCGACAUGAAGCCAUACAACAUGUUCCGCGUUGGGGACGCCCUCUAUCCGCCCAAAAAACCACAAUUGGAGAAGUAUUACAUGGAUGGUCUACAAGACGCCAAAGAAUUUUUGCAAAAGUACAGAUUUUUUGAACACAAUCAAGAUACGUUCACCAUAGGGGGUGCUAUUUACUAA